Molecule: messenger RNA, 2596 nt
Organism: Paramuricea clavata
Lineage: Eukaryota; Metazoa; Cnidaria; Anthozoa; Malacalcyonacea; Plexauridae
Source: the annotation of a GenBank genome assembly
AUGGCCACAGGCACAGAUUUUAUUACGGUACAGUAAAUUUAUAUGAGCAAAUGUUGUGAAGGUUUGCAACUUAUCUCCUUUUUUAACACAGAGAACUAUAGAUAUCCUAAUACAUUGUAUCUUUUUACUCGAAUAGGACAAACUAAUUGACGAGUUGAAUCACACGUUGGUCGCCACGCAAGAAAGACUUGAACAAAAAGAAUUCGUUCUCGAUGAAAAAGAAAUAGAAAUUAUGGAAAGAGACGAACUUGUUGAGCAACUUCGAGAGAAAUUAGCAACUGCUGAACAGCUCUCAACCUUGCAAGAAAGUAAGAAUGCCGAACUAUUGGCGACAUUUGAGCAAGAGACUGCUGCGGACAUAGCAAAUUGGCGCGCGAAAUUAAAAUGUACAGGUAGGUCAAUACGUGAACAAAAAUCUAUAUACAGGCCUGUCUAUAUAUUGACACGCUAUAAACCGAAACGUCUCGUCUAGCUGGACGAAUAUUUCCUUGCUUUCAUAUGCAUUUUUUCAUCACGAUUGCAGAGAUUGAAAUUCAAUAAAAUGUCAAUGCAGUUCUAUAAUAUUUAGCGCUUGCAAACUUGUUACAUUUAAUUUUAAGUUCAUGUAUUCUGGCUAGAAUCUGGCCAUAAACUAAUUAAAGCAGCGGUAAUUGAGCGAGACACAACCAGACAUUGGUUUUGUUUCGCUGCCUGUUACGAACGAGAUAUUUCUAUCGCUUGUUUAUGCCCGAGAAUUUGGCCUGAAUGAGCGUGACAUCGCAAGACAAAUUGUCUCGCUGAAAUGAGACAAUUGUCACUCUGCUUUUACAGCGAAACAUGAACGAUAACAUAGCGAGGCAGAGCGAGACAAGCAACAGAAAUUCCUUUGUGUGCCAUGAAAUUGUGAGAUUAUUUAUAUCAUAUCCGGCGGAAAUUGAAAGAAACUGAGCACGACAAGGGCGUUACGUUAAAAAUUUAAUUUGUCGUGUCUCGGAUGACAAGGCGCGCAAUUUGAGUUGGUUUUAUUUUGCUGUACACACGAAUCGCUUUCAAGCAGCGAACCAUACACGGUCGGUCGAACAAGUGAAAAGUUGCGGAUUUUCAACAAUGAUCAUCGCUAUAUAUCGCGCUGCAUUCUCGGUAAUUCUUCAGCCAGGCGAAGUUGAAGUCAAAUGAUAGUCUCCCUCGCAAAGUUUCUGUGCGACUUUGAGAUUCAAGGCAUUGGCAAUAUAUGCAUUGGAGACAGUCUUCAAGUUUCUUCUAAAUCUAAGUAAUUAAUCUCAACGUUUGUCUGCUCUGUACAGAGUUUUGCGCGUGAUACCGCAACACAUAAUUUUUGUGUAUCGUACUAGCGUAUGCCAGCGUAUGAAAAAUAUCACUCGUACGUCGAUAUGCGCUGACGUACGCUAGGGGUACGUUAGGCAUAGGUUGUAUACGUUACGCGAUAAGCAUACUCUAGGCACACGCGGAAUACGCUAGAGGUACGCCAGAUGUAUGGUACUCAUACGCUGGCAUUUCUAAGGAUUUUUGUGCGCAUGAAAAUUAUUUCAUUAAUUUUCGAACGCUUCUCAUACGUUUCUCUCAUACGCAAUAGUGUGACAGGGCCUUAAAAACUUUAGAUAGAAAAACCUACAAAAUAUUCAAGGCCGAAAUAAAUCCGAUUUUCAUAUUUGUCACAAUGCAAUGGCGAAAUUAAGUCUGAAGCUGCGACCCGAAUAGUGACUUAGGUCUAGCUUUCAACCCUGUUGUUGUUUUUUUAGCCGCCGCUUGGCGCUUGCGGACAAAUCGACCGUUUACACGAGUCGCUCGCGACGGCCAUCUCAAAGCCGCAGCUUAUUUAAUAUUUUCGCUCAUAUAAAUGCAACCUCGUUCCCAGGCUUUUAGCCUGGGAACGAGGUUGAUACGAAUGGCCCUAAUGUCAAUGUAGAUAUAUACAUUUUAAUAUGAACUGGCCUUCAUAACUAUAUGUCUGUUAGUUAAACAAGUCGAUAAGGCUUUUAGUAAGCAAAAGCCCGUUGCAAUAGCGUGAUGUUCUUUCAAUCAAGUGGAGUUAUCUUGAAGUAUAAAAGUAAUUUAAUCGCUGUUGAUGGAAAAACAAAAUAUGCAUGAAAAUACUUGAACAAAAGCUAACUUUACAAAUGCAUUAGACAGUGCUGCCACUCAAUGGGUUAAUAUGGGGAGUUUUCUUCGCACAUUUGAGUUGCAUCCAUCACGAUUCAGCUCUCAGCUAGUCAGCUUGCAAGUAAAAAGGGGGGUAAACGCCCUCCACUCCUACUUUUACUUUUCUAUUUACCAAAGCCUUAUCGCUAAUUACUGUUCUUUUUUAUUGUUUUUUAUAGAAGAAGAAUUACAUCAAGCUAAAUGUGAAUCUGAAAAAGCCAUCGAGAAACUAACUCAUGAAAGAAAUGCUCUACAAGAGAAACUUCAGGAUUAUGAAAGUGUCGUUAGUAAGGAACAGUUGAGAGAGUUGUACAACACAAUGGAAGAGAAGUCCCAGAGGAUAGCUGACUUGGAGCAACAUUUGAAUGAAAUGAAUAAGAAAGAUUCAAAGAUUUGUGAGCUUCAAAUGGAAAUUGACAUACUUCAAGGUAUAAGAUGUGUUUUGGCUGAAAUGUAA